UGUGCUUACAUAACAGAAAGGGACUAGGGAAAGUAUCUAUUAAAAUUCUUCGUAGGCCUACUUCUUUUGCAACAAUUUAAGGGUGCAGAUAUGAUUAUAUCACCAUGUUCUUGUAAUAUAGCAGAUCUUGCAUUAUCUCAUGUCUGCAGAGACGAAAUACAUCUUGCAACAUGGUACAUCUUGCAAUCAAGUUUGAAGGAAAAAUACACUCAAAGAAAUCCAUAACAUGUAAAGGCAAAAUCAUGUAACAGAAAGGCAUAAAAAGGAUCUAGAAUUCAUAGAGAAAAAUUAAUAAGAUUCACAACAACAACAAAAAAUUAUAAAAAAAAUAAAAGACAUUACUCAAUCAUUACUCAAGACAUAUACAUAUAAAUGAAAUUUCUAGAUGCCACCAGUUUACCUCAUCCAAACUAACUCCAUGUUCAAAGGCUUUAGCAUCGAGCACAGACAUGUUCUGAGGGAGGACGCGUAUAGUGAACCAAAUCUGCCUCCCCCCGUGCUGUUUUUUUUCCCCUCCUCAGCCUUUGUCAACUGUGGUUUUGAGGGAAGGGGAUGAAUAUUCGCAUAGGGCUGUCUACGUUUUACUUAAUCUGGGACCGACUGGCAGUCACACCUCUCUUCAGUCUUCUCCUCACGACGAAAUAUCCGUCCGGUGUUUCGCGUUUAGUCACAGAGAGAUGUCUGAGGAUGCGCAUCAAUACCUUAUUCAUCCGUUGUCUCUCCACGGAGCCCGUCUUUGAAUGUUUUACCCAGAGCAUGAAUGGAGCUGCUUGAGGAUAUACGACCUUUUCAUCGGUUUUAAGGAAGCAAGGAACCCCUCGACAUCUGAACACAUGAAUUAAAGCGAUGAAACGUCUAUGACGGGCGUUACGGGACGAGUACGCAAAGCCAUCGCGGCAUAUGGUGAUUUUUUUUCUUUUGUUUAAAUUUUCGUCAUGUUCUCGUACAGCUUUAUAUGAGCUGCAUCUUUGUCGGUAGGAUCAAAUCGGACUGCAUCAUCUAAAUGAAGUUACCCAGCCAUGCAAUGUUCUUGGAAGGCUGUGAUUCUGCUUGCAUUGGUGUCCAUAGCGAUCCAAUACACAGCAAUCAGGACUUUCACAGCUAAGCCUUUUCAUAUGUGUCCUGUUCCUAACCCUUUGAACUGUGGCUUGGGACAGGACGUGGAGUCCUUCGAUCGGAUGUGUGAUGAGUACCCGUAUUUUAAUUACAAUUCCUCCAGGAAGACUCACAUCCUCAUCUUGGCGACCACCCGUAGCGGCUCCUCUUUCGUUGGACAGUUGUUCAACCAGCACUCAGAUGUGUUUUAUCUUUUUGAACCACUCUAUCAUGUCCAAACGACCUUAAUCCCUCACCUUUCUCCCAGCAGAUAUGCUGUUGAGCGCAGAGUGAUGCUGGGAGCCAGUCGUGACCUUCUUAGAAGCUUGUACAACUGCGACUUGUAUUUCUUAGAGAGUUACAUCAAACCGCAGCCGGCAAACCAUACCACGGAUAAAGUCUUUCGACGAGGAGCCAGCAAAGCCCUCUGCUCUAUGCCGGUCUGUGAUGCCUUCAGCCCCAAUGAUGGUAAUAUAGAAGAGGGGGAUUGUGUUCGAAAGUGUGCCUCCCUUAACUUGACCCUAGCUACCGAAUCGUGUCGGGAAAGACGCCACGUGGCCAUUAAAACAGUGCGUAUUCCAGAGGUCAACGAUCUUAAGGCACUGAUUGAGGACCCUCGGCUUAAUCUGAAAGUUAUUCAGCUGGUGAGGGACCCGCGUGGAAUAUUAUCUUCGAGGAUUGAAACCUUUCGGGACACAUACCGCCUAUGGCGGAUCUGGAGAGCCACAGGCCGUAAACCCUACAACUUGGAUUUGACUCAGCUCACAACAGUGUGCGACGACUUUCUGAACUCAGUGUCCACAGGCUUAAGCCGGCCGCCGUGGCUUCGAGGACGGUACAUGCUGGUGAGAUACGAGGACCUAGCCAGGAAUCCGCUCCAAAAAACCAAGGAGGUUUAUGAAUUCCUUGGUCUUUCUUUGGAAAAAAGUGUGGUGGACUGGAUACAUAACAACACAAGAGGCAAUAACGACGUGUCAGCAAAGCAUAAGUACGGCACAUUGAGGGACUCGGCGGCCAACGCAGAGAGCUGGAGGUUGAAAUUGUCUCAUGACAUAGUUGAUUACACACAAACUGUUUGUCAGCACAUUUUAGAUGAGCUCGGCUACAAAGCUGUCAACUCCCCCGAGGAGCUGAAAAACAUGUCGCUCUCUCUCAUUGAGGACAAAACCUUCAUACCUUUUUUGUAACAAAGGUAAUCAUGUGCACGCACAACUAUUUUUCUACAUUUAUAUUCUUGCCUUAAUGUGAUUGACAUUUGCACUAUGAACCUUUUUUACUUCGGAGACUCCCUCGCAGUCACCCUAUGAUUUUCUGAACAGCACAAGAACCAAAACACUUAGCUGUAAAGAGAUCUCAACUUCACCUUGAUUGCAGCAAUUGCAUUGAGAUAGUAAUGUUCAUUAUUUAUAUAUUAGAGCAGAGCACCACACUAUUGACAAAGAAAUUCUGUAUGCUGGUCAUUGCUUUGACAACAGUGAAUGUGAAGAUUUUGUUGGUCAAAGAACCCAGACUAUUCUCAAGAAAAACUUUCUUUAAUGUGGGACUUAAAUGCUGUCAUGUAUAAUAACAGCCGUGCAAUAAAAUUGUGAAUGUCACAGUCAGACUAUUUCUCAGGUUGUUUCUCAGUGUAAAGUCUUGUCUGCCACAGAGUUUUUGGGGUUUAAGCUUGUGUUUGGUUUGCUUUUAGAAUGCAUAAUGCAUUGGUGCUGUAUCCGGGUAAAAAAAAAAAAAAAAAAGAUAAUCUAAAGCAAAAUAAUGCACUUCAGUUUGCUUGCUUUAGGUGGUUAAUAUGACUUACAAAUAUAUUGUAAAAAAAACAAUUAUUGCUGUUACAUCACAAUGAUAUGAAGGUUUUUGUUAUAUUUUGCUAAAUGCCAUGAUACUACUUCAGAAAACUCCAAUGCAAUCCAAGUUUUUAGAGUUUACAGUUUGGUAGUUUAAUGUAAUUUAGAGAUUUUCAUAUGUAAUGCAUGAAAUGAUUCAUUCUUUAGUGGCUGUCCUCAUUAUCAUAUCACUAAUUUCCAUUGAUUCAGUGCAUAUAGAUUUGUAUUUAGUGUCCAUGGAAAAAAUGUUUGGCUCAAUGUAUGUGAAAGAGACUUUUGCUAUUUUUGAAACCUUAAUAAAUGUAGAGAAGCAUAAAUAAGAUGUAA
Ctenopharyngodon idella (grass carp) is the source of this 3245-nucleotide messenger RNA. RefSeq names its product carbohydrate (keratan sulfate Gal-6) sulfotransferase 1 (gene chst1). Gene Ontology annotation, biological process: keratan sulfate proteoglycan metabolic process; carbohydrate metabolic process; N-acetylglucosamine metabolic process. The record is from RefSeq and is a predicted model, not a curated record. Gene Ontology annotation, cellular component: Golgi membrane. The coding region runs from base 1020 to 2282 and encodes 420 amino acids. The transcript is spliced from 2 exons. Lineage: Eukaryota; Metazoa; Chordata; Actinopteri; Cypriniformes; Xenocyprididae. Gene Ontology annotation, molecular function: keratan sulfotransferase activity; N-acetylglucosamine 6-O-sulfotransferase activity.